Diabrotica virgifera virgifera (western corn rootworm) is the source of this 6597-nucleotide messenger RNA. RefSeq lists its product as uncharacterized. Gene Ontology annotation, molecular function: protein binding. The coding region runs from base 250 to 4182 and encodes 1310 amino acids. The transcript has 7 exons. NCBI's taxonomy places the organism in Eukaryota, Metazoa, Arthropoda, Insecta, Coleoptera, Chrysomelidae. The record is from RefSeq and is a predicted model, not a curated record.
AUCAUAGUGAUAGCAAAUACAGCAAAAUUACCAAAAAUGUUUGAAAUUAUUAUUGAUAAAUUUCGUUAAUGUUCUUUUCAACAUAUGUUUAUAUAAUAGCUUGCAGUUUUGUGUUGAUAAUAAACAAAUAAUUUAGUUUUUUUAUACGUGUCUUGUGGUAUGUUUUAAGUGUGAUCCUCAAGUGAAUAGGAACAAUAAUCUUGAAAAAUGCUCAAUGGUCAUUACUCAAAAGACUGAUUUAUCGCAAAAAUGAAGUGGCUAGUUUUAUCGGUGUUGUUUGUUGGUGUAGUGAAUGCCCAAGAAGAGACUCUCUGCUAUGGACCGGGAUCAUUGGCAGCUGGUAUCAUCUUAACGUUUCUGUUGACUUUAGUGCUUCUAUGGGCUGUGUACUUCUGGAGGAGUAAAAGACGCUCAAAAACAGAUCACCUGAUUUUGGAAACUGAUCCUGAAAAAGGAAAGGGGGAAUUUGCAUUCGACAAUCCAGGUUUUAAAGAUGCUACUUUCCUGCCCAAUAACAAAACAGUGGAAACGCCCCAAGAAAAGAACAAAUCAUCAAAAUGGAACCAAUGGUCUCCUCUCUCGGUGCUAAACGUAAAAUCCGAAAAGUCGGAGAAGAAAAGAACUCUUGACGAUUCAGCUUUGGGGGAAAAGGAGGUAAAAGUCAUAUCAUUACGAAGUGAAGACUUCACUGGCUUGGGAUUCAACAUUUGCGGUAAUAUGCGAGAAGGAAUCUACAUCAAGGAUGUGUUACAUAGAGGUCCCGCCUACGAUUCCGGUAAACUCAAUUCAGGUGACCGCAUAAACAGCGUAACCAUCAACUUUGAACACAUGGUAUAUGAAGACGCCUUGGCUAUCCUCAGUUAUGCUAGUCCCUACGAAGUAGUCAUCGAAGCCAAAGGCGGCAAACUGAUCCACAAUGUACCUGGUCAAGGAGGCCAGCCCGGCCAUCCUGUGUACAAGAGUUCUUCCCAUUUGGAUUUAUAUAACGUUGACAAAACCGGAAAGAAGAAGAACGAUAGCGGAUCCCUGGACUCGAACUACUCCAGCUUGAAAAAAUCCAUCAGCAACAUGACGACGUUGGAAAGAAAGGAGUCAAACUCACCGAGAAUCAACGCAACCCCCAAGAAAAUCGUCAACAACAUAAACCCCGAACAUCUUAAAGUUCAGCUAGAACAAAGAAUCGACAAUCAUGCCAAAGGAAAAGAUCAAGAGCCCAUGGAGAUGGAAACUCAGAAGACGGAGAAUAAGUUUCCUAAAUUUGGGAUAAGAGUGUUGCCGUCUGAGCGGCAGACGAGUCCAAAAAGUGCUGAACAAAACGACAACAACAUUAACAUAGAGAAGCAUUUGGAAGCUAAGCCGAUCAGUAUAGACGAAGUGGAUGACUCCAAGCUACCUCCUCCUGUUAAGAAGCGUGAAAAGAAAGUCGAGAAAACUGAGAAUUUUGACAGGAAUAGCUUAAACAGCUCUGGCAUUAAAAGGGACCCACAAGGGAUUCCGCUUGAACUGCCUGAACAUAUGUUAAAUGCAGCUACAGCAGUAGUAAACAACAGGAAGUCUCUAAAUAGAGAAUCAGUGAGUGUCGACGACCAGAAAUUGGUCAAAAAGAAAGGAAAAGCACCAUUGAUACCAGAAGAUGCCAAAUCAACAAACUAUGAUGAAAUACAACCAGCUAAAGAAGAAUCUCUUAAAGAUAUUUCUUUAGGAGACACACUAGAAUUAACUUCUACCCCUAAUAAAGAUUCCAAGUGCUAUAAUUCCGAUUCGGAUGGUGAAACGGAUAACAACUCUUCUGUGAACACCAUCGAGCUCAAUUCUAGUGACAUUACUAUUCAUCAAACCGAAGAAGAAGAGCGGCAAAAUAGAAAAACUGUUAGUACCGGGGACUUAACCAAAAUCAAAGAAAGCAAGUCUAAUACAGGCACAUUGGAACGAGCUCAAAGUCUUGACAUUUCAGACACUACAAUUCCUUCCAGGAAACGAAAAGUUGUCAGAAACGACGAAGACUAUUUGAAAUCAGACGAAGAUCUUUUCAGAAGCGAAGUACUAAACAAAGAACCUCGAUUGUCGUUGAUUCUGGAUGGUUUGAAUACUUUCCAAAGAAACAGACUCAAAAAAUCGACAGAGUGGGGCAAUUUAGAGGAUGCGAUUUUAAAACUUAAUCAAGAAGACGAAAAAGACGGCCAUAGCUCACUGGAAGCAGAUAACAGUGAGUACCACGCAGUGGUUAACAAAAUAAACGAGAUCAAAAGGGAGUCUGAAGAUGUAUUGACUGACCCUAAUAGUCCUAAGAAGAUAAAAAAUGAAAUUUGGCCCGAUAUCAGCAAAUCUGGUGAUUCAGUUGUUGAUAUUAACGAUAUGGUAACAGUUGUAAGUGAUGAAGUUGUAAAGAUAGAAGAUCUUGGUAUGAUUGAUACCCGUUUACCCGAAAAGCCUGUUUUACUAGUAGUACAAAAGAACGCGAAUAUCAACAACAAAAUUUACGAACCCUUCGACCUACAACAACCUGAUGUAGAUCCAAGUCCUCCACCUAAGCAUGACGUAGAGAUCGUCAUUCCAGAACGAAAUAAACGACAAAGAUUGCCCGAUAGUUCAGCGGUACCGGUACCGCCGGAUCCAGUACCGGAGAUACUGGACGAAUGGGAUAUAGCGUUCCCAGAAAACAUCACCAAUACCUCCCCGCCUCAUUCUUUGGAGACUGAGGAUGUUGUACCUCUGCAGUACUCGCCGGUGCCUAAACCAGAGGAGGUGCUUUCCAAGAUUCCGUUGCUCAACUCCAUGGUGAAGAACCAGAAGGAAGAAGCCAUGAAACAGUCGGUUUUGAGCGCAAACAUCACAGAUGAGACCAAGACUGUGGUUAGUCUAAGUGCUUUACCUGUGGAGUCAAACCUGAAGGAGGUAACACAAAACUUUUUGUACACGGAGCAGCUAAAUAACGAACCUGAGGAUAUUUAUUCACCGAAAUCAUACGACGUUAAUGUUUCGGACGAUAUUAAAGUCUCUAGGCAUUCGUAUGAAAGCCUCGAGAGACAGAACCCAAAAAGCGACGAUGCCAAAUCUCAGAAUUCAGUUAAACACGUCAGCAAUAUCAGUGUUACCAACUCAGCGAAUGGUGACUCCGAAUUACACAGUUUGGAGUUUAGUAUAAACGAAUCUCAAGACAUGUACACUACAGCUUUAGAAAAUAGAGAUUUUAACGAUAGUAAAGUAGUACUAAACACCCCUGAUUUGAUCAAAAAUGCUACUCUAACAGAAGCUAUUAAUACCUUAAACAACGAAGUUACUUAUACGAAUCAAUUGGAUGCUAGUGACGACAGCAAGAAAGGAAAUUCAUCACAUACAUACAUCACAGAAAUUAAAGUCACACCAAACAAUUAUAAGCAAACGAACGUGUCUGAAAUAGAGAUCAAAUCUGAGGAACCACAACCAGAAAUUCCUCUGUCCCCACCUCCAGAAGACGACAGAAAUCUGGACAAGGAAUUCGAGAACUAUGUCAAAAGCUUCGAAGCCAAGUUGGAGCAUUUCGAAAACAACAUCCAUAAUUUCGAUAAGAGUUUAGAAGACUUCAUCAAAGAAGAACCACAAGAGGUGAAAACUGAAGAAAAAGUUGACGAAAAAGAGCUGCACAAGAUCCAGAAAAUUGCAGAGCAGCAGCUUAAGAAGCUACCGGAGAUGAAGUUUACGACAUCUAGUUAUGAGAGUUCAAAAAUUCCCGAGAAGCGGCACUCACAGGUCGAGUUACUGAAGUCCAACUUCGAGAAGUCUCCCGCGAAACCUCCAAAGCCUGAAUCGGCGACGAAGUCGCGCAUUCCAAUAGCUACCGCAAAAACACCUCCAACUUCCCCUGAAAGGAGGGAUUCCAGGAAUCUGGAGAACGAGAACGACAAGGCUAUCUUGGAACUGAUGUCGUCCUCCAUGACGUCCACUCCUUACACGACUAAAAUAAAGCCUCCAAACAAGAACAUCACAGUAACUUCGAUAAGAACGAGUUCCAAGAUACCGUCUGGUCUUCCAACUUUGGGAGGUACGAGGACUCCAAGAAAAAUUGAGAUCAGCGAUGAAAAUGUGGUGCAAGUAUCGACCAAUGGAAAUGGGAGUGUGGAAAGUAGCUUUAAACAGUGGGUAUUUAAUCCGUCCAAUGUAACAAACGUUACAGUUACUCAGAGUAAAGAAGAAAAGAAGUGACCUUAGCUAGGAAGUUAGUGUUAUUGGACUGAGUAGGCAAUGUGGAGUGGAAACAGUUGUGGGAAUUCUUAAAUUAGUUGUAAGAACUUUUGGAAUAGGUUUCAAAGAAAAACUAGCCAGUACAAAGAACAAAUUGUUUUGUAUAUUUUACAGGUCCAAAGUAGGGAAAGUGGCAAAAAACACAACCUAAUAUAUCAAUACCUAAUAUAUCAACCAGCCAAUCCAAAAUUAGUUAUGGAUUCUGAAAUUUUAUAUGUACUUAGUUGUGAAUAAUUUUGGAAAUGGCGCAUACAAUAGGAUUAGCCAUGACAACAGUCAAUAUUUUCGGAGAAAAAUCAAUAAAUACCGCAGAUGACAAAAGAAUUAGCACUAACACAAUUACAUGUUUCUUCAUGUUUGCCAUUUUUAUUUAUCCUUGAUAUGUUCACCUAAUUUCUUACAGUUAUCUACACUUCCAGCGCCAUAUUUCUUUUCAGUCCUUCAGUUUCAAACUUGAAACACAAUUUAUUUUGCAAUUCUGUUUUAUUUGUAUCCAAACAAAUUCUGUGAUGUUUCUAUCUGGUUAGUAUGGUAAGUUUGAAAGAUAUUAGAAGUAUUUUAAACAAACCGCCACCCCAAAAAAUGGGUAAUUUUUAAUGUCUUGUAUUUCCUAAACCUGAUGUCCGAUUAAAGUAAUUUUUUUAAUAUGUUAUAGCCUUAUUCUUUAUUAAUAUCGCUGUAAGAAUAUUAUUGCUAGAUAGGUACAUUGGCAUUGUAUACAGGGUGUACGAAUCAAACUGGGUUUUUUUCUCAAACUUUGGAACACCCUGUGGAAUGUUCUGGCUUUUAUAAAAUACUGAAAUUAAAACCCAACUAUAGCUUCCAGUUUUCGUAACAUUCUGUUUUUUCAUUCAUUCGCUUAUGUUGGAUAAUAAAAAAGUUAGGCACUUUAACAACUACCCCUGUUUUUCGUCAAUAUAGGGUGUUUUUAAAUAAGUACGGCAAACUUUAAGGGGUAAUUCUGCAUGAUAAAAUAAUGACAGUUGGCUUUAUAAACGUAUGCCCGCAAAUGCUGUGUUUCCGAGAUAGGGGGUGUUGAAAUUGUUCUUACAAACUGACGAUUUAUUUAUUGCUCUAAAACGGUUUGUUAUAUGCAAAUGAAGUUUGGUAGAUUUUAAGAGGUAGUUAUUGCGCAUUUUUUGGCCAUUGACGUGCAUACGGGAUAUAUCUAAAAUGUUUAUACCCGUAUGCACGCCAAUGGUGAAUAUAAAAUUCUUAAUUGUAUGCCAAAAAAUGCGCAAUAAUUACCUCUUAAAGUCUACCAAAUUUCAUUUGCAUAUAACAAACCGUUUUAGAGCGAUAAAUAAAUCGUCAGUUUGUAAGAACAAUAAUUUCAACACCCCCUAUAUCGGAAACGAAGCAUUUACGGGCAUACGUUUAUAAAGCAAACUGUCAUUAUUUAUCAUGCAGAAUUACCCCUUAAAGUUUGCCGUACUUAUUUAAAAACACCCUGUAUUGACGAAAAACAAGGGUAGUUGUUAAAGUGCCUAACUUUUUUAUUAUCCAACAUAAGCGAAUGAAACAAAAAACAUCAUGUUAAAAAACCUGAGGCUAUAGUAGGGUUUUAAUUUCAGUAUUUUAUAAAAGCUAGAACAUUCCACAGGGUGUUCCAAAGUUGGAGAAAAAGACACAGUUUGAUUCGUACACCUUGUAUACAAUCACAAUGUGCCUGUCUAGCAACAAUAUUAUUACAGCGAUAUUUUUAAAGAAUAAGGCUAUAACAUGUUAAAAGAAUUACAUAAAUCGGAUAUCAGGUUUAGGAAAUACAAGACAUUAAAAAUGACCCAUUUUUUGGGGUGGCGGUUUUUUGUGCCGGUGAGUGUAUAUUGCACGAUGCAAAUAAGAAACCCAAUAAGAUUAUGGAAAUAAGGGAGUCAUUAAAUAAAAGUGACAAUAUUUUUAUAAACACCCUGCAUUUUGUAUACAAUUCUUCUAACAUAUUUUGCCAUGUACUAUUUAUUUGCAGUGGAAUCUAUUUUUAUUUAAGAAUAUUUAGUAAAUUCCAAGGAUUGUCCCUAAAACUUAUAAAAUUUAUAAUUAUUUUAAAUAAAUAUUGUAUAAAUGAUCAUUUUAAGGAUGUUUAUCGUUAAUACGCUUCUUACAACUGUGUCCAUUCCAGCAAUAUUUUAUUUUUGUAAGGAUAAAGUAAUGCUCAACUAAGAUUACCUAUUUUUUACAUACAUGAUAUGUGUAUCUAUGUGGAAAGAUUAGUGAUGAAACGUAAAGCAUUUUAUACUUAUUGUUGAAGAUAUUUUGUACAUAUAUUUAGUAGAUUUAUAUUUUUUAUAAAGUUAUUGUUGAAAGUUCUACAAAUUUUAAAGGUGGAUAUUGUAAUAUACUUACCUUAUAAGACAGCAAAUAAAUUUUUUAUCUAUA